AUGACGUGUUCGGUGGUUCCACCUGAGCUUCGCUGUUUUCGGCACAUAUUGCAUAUCUACGCCCGCAACCUACCGCUAAAAAACGCCGGAGAUGAACCGGGGGCACAUGGCGAAAGCAAAGAAGCCCAGGAGAAUGAUCGGCGAUGUAUAUCAUCUUAUUUUGUUAUUAGUUCUGCUCCGAAGACCACAAACCAAAGAGGUUCAGAGGCCGCUGUUGAUGCGGGUGUCGCUGAGAGGGCUUCCACCGAUGGGGGUCGCUGCAUUUACAUGAGUGAGGUUCAGUGUGAUACUCAGCAUCCGGUGUGGCAGCAUAUUCCGGAAUCGGUGCGGAUGCAAUUCGCAAGUCUGACGAAGUUUAUCUUUUCUCUGUACUCCUGCACAACACAUCUGAAAGAUCCACGACCGGCACCUGAUACGGAUUUGCUUCUGUACGAGAUGUUGGUGGAGACGUCCCAUGUACAGUUUGUAGCACCGAGCAUGACAGCCGCGGAUGAGUUACCGCAACUGCCCUGUCAUGUGGACAAUGGGUUGCAUUCUUUUGUCUUGUUACUGCGGUGUAGCGAUGGUGUUUUCUUUCCGCUACACCAAGGCAUGUGUGCGGAGCGGGAGGACUCUGCGGAAGCACAAAUAUCACUGUUCAAAAUGGCGGCGCCAACUGCAUGGGGAGCUGGUGGCUCGGUGACCUCAUCUCAUAACGAGACCCGCAACGGCGCGCUGCUGCGACGUAUUGACAGUUUGAAGAAUAUGUCGGUCGGAGACCUGAAGGCCUGUUCGACAGGCACUUUGGCGUGGGUCUAUUUGAACGAAUUCGGCUCAGCAAGGGCUAAAUUGCAGAAGGCACUCAUGGACAAGGCUGAUAAGUACGGCUAUUUGGGAGGAGAGGGUGCGGUGGUGGGGGCGCAGCAUGCCGUGCUGAAGGCGCGCUUGGAGAGUGCCCGCGAGAGGCAGCGAUAUGAACUUCUGUCCUUGGAGAAGCUGCGUAGAGAAUAUGCGGAUGAACGGAGGGCCGCACUGUCACUAUACACGCAACUGGAAACGGUAGAGCAAAAGUUGGAUCAGGAAAGGAUGGAACAGGAACUGUCCAUCAGCACGGUGCAGGAGCAGGAGCGAAAACAUGCCUCCCUUCGCACACAGCUUGGGCGGGCGAGGUACUACAGGGUGGUGGAGUUGCGGGAGCUGUUCCCCAUCCGCUGCGCUGGUAACUCUCUCCACACCACGGCGGCCGGCACUGGGUAUAGUAUAUGCGGGUUCCGCUUGCCAACACUCAACCAGUCAGAGGGGGUGUCAACCGAGUUGCUGCAGGAAUGGGGUCUCUCUCUUGGUUGCGCGGCGCAUCUCGUGGUUGCGUUGUCCACUCUUUACGGUUGUACUCUCCCACAUCCGCUCUUAGUGUGUGGUGGGCGCAGCUACGUACUGCGACGGCCUGUUCUGUCACCUGAGGUGGUGUGCUCUCCUGGAAGUGGGACGGGUAGUGACGUACGAUUGCCGUUGCAUUGCUGUCGGCUAGCCGACCGGUCGAUUAUGGAUGCGGCUGUGCUCUUACUUCUCUUAGAUGUGGCCUCAGUAGCAAGGGAGGCUGGACAGGAUGUCAUCGCUACCCGUGCCGAGGAAGCCGCUAGGACAGUGGACGGCAUAAAAUUGCUGGGUGAUAUUUUGCAGGGUUUGCUUUUCCGUCCCCCAAGUCCAACAGGUUCUGCAGUAGCGUCUCCAAAUGAUCAAGGAGUGUGA
Messenger RNA from Trypanosoma brucei brucei TREU927, 1728 nucleotides. RefSeq lists its product as hypothetical. NCBI's taxonomy places the organism in Eukaryota, Euglenozoa, Kinetoplastea, Trypanosomatida, Trypanosomatidae. Gene Ontology annotation, biological process: SNARE complex assembly. The transcript has a single exon. The record is from RefSeq and is a predicted model, not a curated record. Gene Ontology annotation, molecular function: SNARE binding. Gene Ontology annotation, cellular component: lytic vacuole; endosome. Bases 1 to 1728 code for a protein of 575 amino acids.